Messenger RNA from Sorghum bicolor (sorghum), 1545 nucleotides. RefSeq lists its product as uncharacterized. The transcript is spliced from 4 exons. The coding region runs from base 134 to 1258 and encodes 374 amino acids. The record is from RefSeq and is a predicted model, not a curated record. NCBI's taxonomy places the organism in Eukaryota, Viridiplantae, Streptophyta, Magnoliopsida, Poales, Poaceae.
CCGGUCCGGCAGGGACGCAGUGGUAGCGCCGCUCACCAAUCCCCCAUAUAUCCACCCUCGCCGUCGACACCCCCAAGCAUACGGGCGGCGGCGGAUACAGAUAGACGAGGAGGAUAGCGUCAGCACAGGGCUGAUGGCAGCCGAAGAUUGCGAUGGGCUUCCCAUGUACAUCGAGGAGGAUGAAGAGGAGGCAGCAGCGGAGAAGCAGAAGCGUCGGCAGCAGAGCCAGAAACCGCCGUUUAAGUAUUCGUGGGAGAUCGAUACGCCGGAGGAAAAUGCGAGAUGGGAGCUCAGACGGACCAUGAUGAACAAGCUUUUCGAGUUUGACCCUAAGACGGGAUCCCGCUCGUACACCCAAGUUUGGUUCGUCAACCUCAUCACCUUCAACCUUGAUGAUGAAACACAAUAUGGACCGAUGCGCUUUACAGAUUCACUUAUCGGAGGUGACCACAUGUUGACCGACUCUUUAAAUGUUCUUUGUCUGAAGAUAAGGUCUUCGGAUGUUGGUUACCCUAUCAAUGUGUAUGGGACUGUGAUAGUCAGAGACCGUUUGGAUAUGAAAUGCAACUACAUCUUCAAGCGCAACAGGAACAAUUGCCAACUUGUUGAGUCAGAGGGUGAAUCUUUGAUUCUGACUGGCCCAACCAGAGGUAUUGUUCUUAGCACUGAUGCUUAUUUUGAGAUAAAUCUGAAGAUCAAGCAGGAUAGAGAGAGCGAGGACAGACAAUUUUGCAAAACGUUGAUUGACGUGGAUAGUGCAAGAAUUAACGACACGGUUAAAACGGAAACUACUUCUAGCUGGCUCAGCGAGGUGGAUCUGAUGUUUUCAUAUGUGAAGAAAGCAUUGGAGGGCACCAUUGAGAUAAGAAUAUUGUCAGGGUCCAGUUCUUUUUAUGGAAGAGUAACUGUUUGCACCACUGAUAUUCCAAGUCAUAUUCUGUUGUAUGACAGUGAUGUUCAUGGGGCAAAUACCAUUGGUAAUGACAGAGUUCUGAAGUUGCUGCGGCAUGUUGUUUCAGUCUCUGUCGAUCAGAUGUUGAUAUUCCAUAUAUAUCCCCGCAGUGGUGAUUUGAACCCUAGAAUCUUUGAAUUUACUCCACAAAUUAAAGGCGCAGACAAGGUUGAGAUUACUUGUGGUGGCCACAGGAUGCUAGUCAAAGUUACUUGGUCGAUCUUGUCAGUGAAAAGAGGAUCUCUUGAGGCCUCGUUCGGUUGUCCCGGAACAGGCUAUUAUGGGCCUGACACUGUUCCUCCGUAGUACAAAUUCCUGAAGGAAAGGUUUUGCUGGGAAUCAAUCUCAGAUAACCGAACGGAGCCGAGGAUGAUUGCACAAAUUCACUUGUUUAUCUUCAUGUAUUAAUAUUUAGACUUUGGUUUGUGUUAGUAUCCACGUUCAUUGUUCCGCAUUCUAAGAAGGCAGUUAUAUCUAUGAAGUGGUGCUAAUUUACUUCCUUUCAGUACUAGAUUUAUGUGGUGUUGCUCCAAGUACAUUGUGCUUUUAUGCUGAAUUCUGUUCUCUACGGUAGAUGUUAGUAUCUUAAUUAC